CGCUGGUGGAUGCAUUGGGACCCUCAUUUGCUAAACAUAGUGUCCAUGCAGUAUCUGGGGACGGUGCGUUGCGCUGUGGGCAGGAGUGAUCCAUCCGGAUCGACGGCGGCAGGGUGGCAUUCAACAAGUCACGGCGGGGGCAGAACCACUUCUCUGAAGAUCGAGCUCGUCUUAGCCACCAGAGAGCGCAGGCGCCCGGCUCGACGGCCAUUACAGCCGCGCGGAGCGCAUCCUCGCGGCGGCGGAGCCCCUAUCCACGCACCUGCUCAACCAGGUGCUCCGCGCUGCGGAGGAGAUCGCCGCCGAGCGAGGCGGCGGGGCAGGCCCCAGCAGCCUCCAGGGGGGCUACGUGCUCAACCCGCUGUCGGAGGGCUUCUCCGCCGACUGCGUCAUCGCGGCGCUGCGCCGCGGCGGCUGCGGGCCUGGAGGAGCGUCCUCGCCGUCCUCGCUGACCAGGUGUUGCACCUUUGGCAACUGCCUGACUGCGGAGGAGCUCGUCUUCAACGAGCAGGGGACCUCCGACGCCAGGGUUUCCAUGUCCCAGCCCACCGCCCGCGCCACCACCUGCGACGUCCCCGUCGAGAGAGGCGGUGGCCGACUCCGCGCAGUGCCCGUCCACGAAGAUCUGGAUCCUGUUGCCCAGCUCUUUCCAGAGGGUCGCCUCGUGGAGGCGGAGGUGGAGCGCCCACUUGGAACCCUUCUCGCCGUGCUCGAUCGAUGCCACGAUGAGCACGGCGAGCUCGACCUGACUUGGGCCGGCUGCGCCCAUUCCAAAUGCGCCGCGAUGUGGAUGAGGAUGGCGAUGCUGCAG
Molecule: messenger RNA, 811 nt
Organism: Prorocentrum cordatum
Lineage: Eukaryota; Dinophyceae; Prorocentrales; Prorocentraceae
Source: the annotation of a GenBank genome assembly